Molecule: messenger RNA, 1383 nt
Organism: Mya arenaria
Lineage: Eukaryota; Metazoa; Mollusca; Bivalvia; Myida; Myidae
Exons: 2
Coding region: 197-913 (238 amino acids)
Molecular function (GO): protein binding
Source: RefSeq, a predicted model, not a curated record
UUCCGCAAGCCCAUACCCGCAUUCUUAUAUACUUGUGUAUUUAAAAUAACUUUAAUCUUGUCUGCUAUGUCAAAUACUGUGAACAAACGUCAUAUUCAUCCUAAAGUGAUUGACUGUAAGCUGUACAAAACGUAAAAAAAGGAUACGGAGGACAUAUUCAAUUGAUUCGUAUUAGAGAAAUCAAUUGAUAUUCACCAUGAAUACGAUAACAUGUUUUGUUAUUUUCAUUCAACUGAGUGUUCUAGUGUUAUCUGAACCUGAAUGCUCUGGCUACGACUUUCAAGAGAAAAUUCUGGAAAAAACUAUGCAAAUGGAACUGCAAAUAAAAUUGUUACAAAAAGCUAACAAAGAACUAAAAAGAGAGCUGCUGUUUGCACAGUAUAACUACAAUACUGGUCUAACUGCCUUGGAAACAAGGAUUGAUGAAUUAGAAGCGCAGAGACUCGCAAAUGGUCUGAACAUCGAAACACGAUUUGCUGAAGUGGAAAAAUAUACCAAUGGAUAUUGUUCAAACAACAAGAUCAUAUUCAGAGCAACACUUAGUACGCGUUCUUUGGCAUUAAGCACUGUGAAAACUGCCGUCUUCGAUAUCGUCCAUGAGAAUUUCGGCAACGCUUACAAUCCUAUGAAUGGCAUCUUUACGCCUCCUUUAAACGGAACGUAUGUGUUUCAAAUUUCCAUAGGUAAUCCAACAGGACAGCCAGGACGAGUUUUCUUGAAGAAAAAUUUAGAAUCCAUCGAAUAUGUCUUCGCCGGGUACACUUCCGGGUGGGACCAGGCAGGAAAAACAGCCUUUCUUUACCUAGAAGUUGGAGAUAUUGUGUAUGUUGAGGGUACCGGUCACAUUACCGGUACAUAUGACGUAGAAAGUAUUCAUUCAAGUUUCUCAGGAGCACUGAUGCACGUUUGCUAAAGUCCCUUGUUUUAAUUGAUUGUAUUAGUGGUAUUGGGUUCAACUGAGUAAAGUGUGUCUUAACAUAGUCAGCUGAUAAACCAAUUGCUCAAAAAACUCUAUAAGAGAUUAAUUGGAAAUAUUCCUUGGCUAAUUAAAAACUACGUUAGCUAUUUGCCAUAUACUGUUUUCCAAGCUAUAGCAUGUUUGAACAAAUGGCAACAAAGGAUAAUUAUUAUGUAGCUCUGAUGUCAUAAUGAACUCAUUAUUUUAUGCCAUAACUUUUAAGAAAAUACACUGUUAAUUAAACUAGAUUAUUAAUCACACGGCCCAUGGCAUUCUGGAGGUUCUGAAAUUAAAUGUUAUAUAUGUCAUGUGAUUUUAAUAUUUCUAACACCUGAAAUGAUUUCAACGGUUCAUGAAGUUCUUACUUAUAUCAGAUCUUUGUUUGUGAUAAAUACACAUUAAAAAUACAUACUCGAAGUUCAUUA